Cadophora gregata is the source of this 2002-nucleotide messenger RNA. RefSeq lists its product as uncharacterized. The transcript has 5 exons. Gene Ontology annotation, molecular function: DNA-binding transcription factor activity, RNA polymerase II-specific; zinc ion binding; transcription cis-regulatory region binding. The record is from RefSeq and is a predicted model, not a curated record. Gene Ontology annotation, biological process: regulation of DNA-templated transcription. NCBI's taxonomy places the organism in Eukaryota, Fungi, Ascomycota, Leotiomycetes, Helotiales, Ploettnerulaceae. The coding region runs from base 116 to 2002 and encodes 628 amino acids. Gene Ontology annotation, cellular component: nucleus.
ACUAUCAUUAUUGAACGUUUAUGUAUGUUGAAGUCUAGCCCACUCAAUCACCGUAAUAUAUGAUGAUUCAGUACUUCGGACCUCGCAGUGUCCUGGCCACACCUCCUCAUACGUCAUGUCUCAGUUGCAAUCCAACCCCCACCCCCCACUCCACCCUCAAUCAGUAAAACGACAUCAAGCAUGUACUUCUUGUCGGCAAGUCAAGCUUCGCUGCGACAAUGCUCAGACAUUUCCCGCUGCCUGUACAAGAUGCAGGAAGAACAAUCUGCAGUGUCGAGUUGACCCGAAUUUUCGGCGCAUCCGCACCAAACAUCGUCUCAGUGAAGUCACGCAGGAGUUGACCGCACUUCAGAAAAAGCUCGCUGAGAAGUCAAAUGACGAUAGUCAACAAGGUACAUCUACGCGAGGUGAAGAUUCAACACAACUAGGCGAGAAUGGACAGACAGCAUUUAAUGAAAAUUUUUAUUUCAUGUCACCUCUACAAGAUCUACCUGAGCCUACUCCUUAUUUAGGCGAUAUCGAGCUGGAAGCAGACCAAGUCGUUCGGCUAUUUGAGCAUUUCCACAAGCAUUACUACCGGCACUGUCCAAUCUUGAAUACCCAAAGUUCUGUAGCAGCACUCUACAAUCGAAGUCCCUUCUUGUUCUGGACCAUCAUCAUAAUAUCAUCACGCCAUCACCCAACGCUAGGGUUCCUAUAUGAUGUAUUGACCGAACCAUAUCGAAGUCUACUCGAAAAGACGAUGAUGGCCCCAUUGAACGCGCUCGAGCCGAUCCAAGGAGGCGUACUACUUUGUGUCUGGCCAUUAAAUGUUCGGAAGCAGAUAUACGACCCCAGUUGGAAUUACUGCGGGUUGGUCACAAAUGCCGCUAUCAGAAUGGGAUUACACCGCUCCGGAGGCUAUCGGAGAGACAACAUCAGUCCGUUAGAGAGCAGAGCUCAAUCGAAGACAUGGAUGGCAUGCUGUUUUCUCAAUUAUAGUCAUCUGUGGCAGACCGGCGUUUGCCUCUUGCCUGAGGUUCCAAAUAUGCUCAAUAACAUCUCAGCCCCACAUGCAAAGAUGGAAAAGGAAUUCCUCAUCAAGAAUUCUAUUCUCAAGCUAUACGCCAAAACGACAACCGUUCUCGGAAAUCUCAAUGAGAACGUCGACUGCGCAUUCCUCCAGUACCUCUGCAGAGAUCUUGACAAUCUGCGAGAAGCAAACAAAGAGAUCUGGAACUCGGAGGCAGAGAUCAUCUUGCUUGGUGCCCAAUUGUGCAUUUAUACGCAACACCUUGAACGAACAUCUCGGCGCGACGGAUCAGCCCAACGAAAGGUGCUGAUUAGUGAGAACGAUAGCUCGACUGAUGUUCUCGCCAACAUCGUCUUUGGCAUCGCCUCGCGGCUCAUCACGACUUUCACAUCCCCAGAAUCGGAGAUACGACCCUACGUCCCUAAACACUACUUCCAAUUACUCCUUUUAGCUUCCACACUGAUUUUGAAGCUGAGUGUGGUGUACCCAGUGGUAAUUGGUCCAGUGGAAGUCUUAGUGCAGAAUCUGAUCGCACAAGCUUAUCAGAACCUCGACUCGUGGUCUGUGAGAGAGGGAGACGACUUUUACCGUGCUGCGCGGCUGAUAGAAGCGCUCGCACAGGCGCAGAAGAAACAUCAGCUGAAAAUGAAAGAAGCACGUAAUGCUUUGGGAUCUGGCAUCACAGUGCUGCGAGACGCAAUUGUCACUCAUAGAGCUUUGCGAGGUGAGGAUGAGGAUGAGGGAAUGCUUCAACGUCAAGCUGUUCACGUUAGGGAUUUUGGACAGAACGGGAGAGAUGGAAUACCAAUUUCUCCGCAUGAGCAUUUGGUAGACAGGCCGAGAUAUCCUGAUGGAACGGAUUAUGUGGAUACCAAUUCGUGGGAACCUAGGGUGCAGGAUGCUUUUACGGACUGGAAUCUGCCCUGGGGUUGGGAUCCAGUCUGGUCUCAGGACUUUGGUAUCAACAUGGAUGCGAGCAUGUUUCUGUAA